AUGCCGUCUUUCAAAGAUGAACACAUACUGAUUAUUGCGCCAGGGUCGCAAACUACCCUGGCGCAAUUGGGUCUCCCAGAGUCGUUCACUCCAGCCAAGUUCCGUUUCCCAACUCGCAUGUUCCCGGCUGAAAAAAAGGGAGAAUGGGAGCCGCUUAAGAUACGCCAAAGAGUCAUCACUGUAAAAAAAGCUGUCGUUAAUGACUCAGCUGCUCCGAAAGACAGCGCCGCUCCUCCAGCUGGGGCCGUUGAAUCCAAUGGCGCCGAGAAGGCGCAGGACACGGACAUGAAAGAUGCAUCGGACAAUGGGCAGCAGACCGUACAGCAGGAGGAUGCGCAACCCGAGACAACCUAUGUUGAGGAGGAGCAAGUCAUUUAUGAGGAGGAUCCCACUUCCGAUGAAGGAGCCGUAUAUCCCAUACGAGGCGGAGCCGUUGUCGAUUGGACCUGCUUUUUCGCACUCUUAACACAUAUUUAUAAUACGCUGAGCCCUCCGUUCCACACCCCGAUUCUGCUCAUUGCGGAACCCGUCUGGACCGCGCGUGACCGCGAGACCCUGACGCAAUUCAUCUUUGAGAAAUUCAAAACUCCAGCGUUUUGUUUGAUGGACUCUGCCUUGGCCGUCUGCUACGCCUAUGGAACUGCAAAUGCGACAAUUAUUGAUAUCGGCCACGAAAAAGCGGACGUAACGGCUGUGACGGAUUUUAUUGUCAGUGAACAUGGGAGAGGCAUCGCGUUACAUGGUUGUGGUGGUGAGGCUAUGACUAGUCGUCUUUUUGAGCUGUUACAGCCGAAAGGGUUCACACGAGAAAUGUGUGAGCAGUUAAAAAAGAGUAGUAUAUGCGAAAUUCUACCAUCCGGGACACCGCUCCCCGGGCGCGGACAAGAAUUGGAACCACCUAAAGCUCUAGCGCCUCCUGGGAAGGGGCCGGAUAUGGGUCGGAAUGUUGGCGGCGGCGAUAUUGAGGAUGACGAGGGUAUCAUCGAUGUGGCCUCCAUUGUGACCGGGAACACGAGCGAGUACCUGGCAAGGAGAGAGAAGGAGAGGGCGGAGAAGGAAAAGGCAGAGAAAGCCGCCAGCCGGAAAGGACAUGGGGGAGACUCUGCUGCUGCUGCAAAACUUGCUCGUUUACCCAACUCUAAAAAAGAGAAGGCGCCGUUUCAAUUUCAAGAGUACAAACCGAUCCAAACGAAAGAUAUAAAUGGCCAGGCCAUAACGCAGUACGUUUUGCAUAAACGGGAUAUUGAGGUUGGAACAGAAAGGUUUUUAGCAGCCACUUCGAGUGAUGCCAAAACCGGCGAACUCGGCUCUUAUGGAAUUCUCGAUACUCUAGCAGCCCAGAUACACCAUACGAUCCACUCAGUCCCUGACGCUUCGAAACGGAGCGAGCUGUGGGACUCUAUGAUUAUCCUUGGGAAUGGCAGUAAAAUCCGAGGAUUUCCCCAGGCGCUUGUCUCCACGAUAACACAAAAGUACGUGCUAUCACCCUCGGGCACCAUUUUCACUUCUGAAAUCCCAUCCGCUCUCUCUACUCCACUCCCCACCGGAGGUACCAACACCCCCGCCCAACACAUCAAUCCUAGCCCGUUGCUCCAUCCCGCCGCGCACGGAGUAAAUCCCCUCCUGGUAGCUGCUACUCAUGCAAACGCCCCAGUGGCUCCUAACCAUCUGAAUCCAAACAUGAACCACUCAGCGGACCCGAAUGCUUCUGCGUACCAUCGGUCAACAGGCCAUUCUCAAACACCAACAUCAGUCAAACUUCUCAAACCCCCAGAGUACUUUCCGGAAUGGAAAGACCAGGGAAGCGGCGGUGGUUCUGCGGCAGCAACAGCAGCCAACAAUGCUGCUAGCAGUGGAGGUGCCGUGACAGGAGUGGCGACAAGCUCAAACAAUAUUGGCAUGGAAGAGGCAACGUUCCUUGGGGCACAGGUCGCAGCGAAAGUAAUAUUCGUUGUUGAUCAGGGUCUGAGCAAAGGCUUCCUGAGUCGUGUUGAGUACAACGAGACAGGGCCCACGGCGAUUCACGACUACUUGUUAUAA
Molecule: messenger RNA, 2040 nt
Organism: Uncinocarpus reesii 1704
Lineage: Eukaryota; Fungi; Ascomycota; Eurotiomycetes; Onygenales; Onygenaceae
Exons: 3
Coding region: 1-2040 (679 amino acids)
Source: RefSeq, a predicted model, not a curated record